Austrofundulus limnaeus is the source of this 721-nucleotide messenger RNA. Its product is annotated as phosphatase and actin regulator 4A. Gene Ontology annotation, biological process: actin cytoskeleton organization; neural crest cell migration. Gene Ontology annotation, molecular function: actin binding. The record is from RefSeq and is a predicted model, not a curated record. Lineage: Eukaryota; Metazoa; Chordata; Actinopteri; Cyprinodontiformes; Rivulidae.
GCCAGAGGAUGAUGACUUCGACAUGGAGGAGGAACUGCAGAAGCUUAAAGCUCAGCGGCCCCCCAGGCAGCUGGAGCUGGAGCCUCGCAGCAGGAGGGGUCUGAUCGGAGACCCCAGAGUGACCGUCAUCCCUGAGGUGGGCGGUCCUGAGGACAGCGAGGAGGACACAGACUCUGACGGUCCUAUCCCCUACAGAGACGAUGAGGAGGAGGAGGAGGAGGAGGAGGACGUCCCACUAACUGGGCUGGCCUCUCGUGUGAAGAGGAACGACACCAUGGCCCGGAGGCUGGAGAAGCAGGAGAAGCUGCAGCGAGCAGAGCAGGACAGUCAGGAGGGCUCUGAUGGGAUGAGCUGGAGCAGCAGGGAGCAGUGGCUGGCCGUCAGGAACAAGAUCGGCACUGCACUGACCAGGCGCCUGAGUCAAAGACCCACAGCAGAGGAGCUGGAGCAGAGGAACAUUCUUCAAGCCAAGAACGAAGUGGACCGACGGCUGGAGAGAUCUGAGAUCAAACGCAGGCUCACCAGAAAGUUAUCUCAAAGACCAACCGUGGCCGAGCUGCGGGCCAGGAAGAUCUUACGUUUCCACGAGUACGUUGAGUGCACUCACGCUGAAGACUACGACCGGCGAGCUGACAAGCCCUGGACCAAACUCACCCCUGCUGACAAGGCUGCCAUACGCAAAGAGCUCAACGAGUUCAAGAGUUCAGAGAUGGAGGUUCAU